Molecule: messenger RNA, 2284 nt
Organism: Schistosoma bovis
Lineage: Eukaryota; Metazoa; Platyhelminthes; Trematoda; Strigeidida; Schistosomatidae
Source: the annotation of a GenBank genome assembly
CACGAUUGAAGCUCCAUCUGCUACCAAAAGAAAGUUGAGUCAACUGAGGGACUGCCAUUACUAAGAAUAACCCAGACCACAAUUCUGUUGUUCUUCUAUGCUGAAGUUGUAACAGAAUUACCCAAUCAAAAUAGAGAUUACGUCUCAUACAAUCUGCGCUAAGUUUAAAGUGCAGCAAUUGUUGCAUGGGAAAUUAUCCGCUGAUAUUCUUCUGCAACCCAUGAGUUCUCGUGAAAAGUAUGUAUUCUACAAAGACAGACAAGAAUGGGAUGAUGUUAAUCCGAUUCCUCAGGAUGAUGGAGGUCGGAACAUUGUAAAUAUUGCAUAUUCUGAAGAAUUUGUUGAUGCACAUGACUAUUUUCGUGCAGCCUUAAUGAAGGACGAGCGUAGUGAGCGGACAUUUUCACUAACCUCUGACAUUUUAUUGUUUAAUCCCGCCAACUACACAGCUUGGGAGUACAGAAGACGGAUCAUCGAGGAAAUUUCACCUGACCUAAAUGGUGAGAUGCGUUUCGUUGGUGGGCUUAUUGAAGAUUAUUCAAAAAAUUACCAGGUGAGCGCUUUAAUUGCGAAUAAUACAAUGGUACUAAUCACGUUAUGAAAAUCUGUCCAUUUAAAUGAAGAAACAGGUAUAUUCUAGGUCACUAGGAAUGCAACUGACAAACUGUUACAUAUAUAAGAAAUAAAAUUCUCAAGGUCAUCAGAUAGUAAAAAUUAACUACAAAAGGAUUGUAAAUCACUUACACGCUGAUGCUUAGAAACUAUAAAAGUCGUAAUUAUUUCAUCAUAAACUAGUUUUAUAUCAAUUUGGCAUCCUAAUUGUCACGAAGUGGCGAAAAAUUAAAAAUGUGGAACUCUGGAAGGUAUUCUCUGGAUUGUUUAUUAUGGCAUCAUCGACAGUGGGUUGUCGAAAAAUUAUCACAACAGAAUCAAAAUAACUCCAACUUUAUAACACAUCUUAGUUCAGAGGAAUUAGAUUUUGUUGGGUCUGUCAUUUCAGAUGAUCCUAAAAAUUAUCAUGCUUGGCAACACCGUCGGUGGAUUGUAACUUUUUUCAAUGUGCCUGUUAAAACAGAGUUAGCAUUCACCGAACAAACGCUUUCCAGUGACGUUUAUAAUAAUUCGGCUUGGAAUCAUCGUUACUAUAUUGUCAUGUGUGACGAAGGUUUAUCAUCUACCGUUCUUCAGCGUGAAAUAGAUUUUGUUCAAAGACGUAUCUCCUUUGCUCCGAAUAAUGAAAGUUCAUGGAAUUAUUUUUAUGGUUUGCUAAUGCCCAUAGUACGUGGAAAAAAAUAUAUUCAUAAUUCUUCGUGUAAACUCUUAGUUGAUCAGAAUUCUAAUAUUAAGCAAAAUAUUAUGUCUGAUCUUCAAAUUAUGCAGAAAUUUGCAGAGGAAUUGGUUGCAUCUGAUCAAAUAGCUGGUGAUUGUUUAGCACCGCUUAGUUUCUUGGUUGAAGUGUAUGCUGAUUGUUUAGAAUCCUAUUUUACUGAAAAAUCGGGUAGUACGUGCGAAACACAUUCUAGUCUCAAUGCUGUUGGUGUGACUUCUGAUGACUCGAAUAAUACCAGUUCUGAUCCCAAAGAAAUAUUUGACCGAGCUGUCAAUCUAUGCGAACGUUUGGCCCGUGAAGUGGAUCGGGUUCGAGCUAAUUAUUGGCAAUAUCGUGCUCGUCAGUUAAUGUGCUUUGCUAAAAAAGUCAACCUAAUUCCAGAAAUCACUAUACCAUAAACAUCUAAACUAGGUUUUACAAUUUUGCAUCAAAAAGUAACUUAAUAAAUGACGUAUGUAAUAUUUAUUUCUGCUGAUUGUACUUGUUUCACGAAUCAUAAGCCGUCACGUACUCCUUAGGCUUCUAAAUUAUUUUUUACACACUAAUAGAAUGUCUUCACUUUUAGAGUUUGGAGUUAAGCAUCUUUUUUACGACGGAAAGUAGUUUUCAGCCUUUAAAAAAGUAGUUAUUAAAAAAAUAUAAUAAUUUAUUAGUGUGCAGUAUACAUAAGGGUAUAUCACAGAUCAUUCUGAGAGCUACCAAAGUUUAUGUAAAAACAUUAACCUUGUGAAUUCACACCUAAAAUAGAAUACUUAGAAUAUGCAUACGCUUUUGACAUUUAAAGGCUCAGCUUCACAAAUAUGUUAAGAAAGAACAUACUGUUGGAGUGUAUUCGCUUUUAUACUGAAGUCCGAUCAAAAAUUAUAUAGACAUUAAAUGUUUUCAGUAGCUUACAACAUACACCUUAUCGAUGAGCGUUUAAGGAACAAAGCACUGAAAAUUACUCAUGAAGCC